Plectropomus leopardus (leopard coralgrouper) is the source of this 861-nucleotide messenger RNA. RefSeq names its product ENY2 transcription and export complex 2 subunit (gene eny2). Gene Ontology annotation, molecular function: transcription coactivator activity. Gene Ontology annotation, biological process: mRNA export from nucleus; positive regulation of DNA-templated transcription. The record is from RefSeq and is a predicted model, not a curated record. Gene Ontology annotation, cellular component: nuclear pore; SAGA complex. Lineage: Eukaryota; Metazoa; Chordata; Actinopteri; Perciformes; Serranidae.
GCUGAGUUACCAAAAACAUCUCUUUUCCUUAGUGACAUACUAAAUACAAUUUUAAAGCUAAGCUAAAUUGACAUUAAAACAUAAAUGAAACGCAUAGAUUAGCUCAUAGCGGCUGUCGGAUUUUGAGAUGUCCUUUUUUAAUGUGCCUGCUGUGUUUUCAGCGACAGCUAACGUCAUUGUAUCCUAACUUAUUUUUUAAAUACGCCACAGAGUCAAGGCACUGGUGAAACUGAAGAGUGGGACUUCUCUUAUUUAUCCGACCUUUAUUAGUGCGUGAUAAAUUAUGAGUAAAGACUCCAGAAUGAAGGCAUCAGUAAACCAGAAGCUGACAGAGAUGGGGGAACGAGAGAGAUUGAAGGAGUUACUGAGGGCUAAGCUCACUGAGUGUGGAUGGAAGGAUGAGAUGAAAGCUCACUGCAAAGAAGUAAUCAAAGAAAAAGGCUUGGAGCAUGUCACUGUUGAGGACCUGGUGGUGGAGAUCACUCCUAAAGGAAGAGCCUUGGUGCCGGACAGCGUCAAGAAAGAGCUUCUCCACAGAAUAAGAGCCUUCUUAGCUCAGCAUGCCACAUAAUUUAGAUUUUUAACAUUUCCCCAGACCGCCUGCCUAUACUGUCAUGAUAUAGAAUGUUUGAAAUUAAAUUAUCUAUUGAAUCUUAAAGAUUUUUUAAUAAUUAAUAUUAUCAUGAAUUUUCAGUGACACAAGCUUGGCAGUUUGUUUGCGUGGUUUUACUAAAUUACCUUGCACAUUUAGUGUUCCUUUAUAAAAGAGUUAUGCUGAAUGAAUAAAGCUUUGGAUGUAUUAAACAACAAUAAUUUUUAAUAUUGUAAAACAUAAUAAAAAAAAGUAAAAAAAACAAUACA